Papaver somniferum (opium poppy) is the source of this 718-nucleotide messenger RNA. RefSeq names its product peroxidase 40-like. The transcript has 3 exons. Gene Ontology annotation, molecular function: heme binding; peroxidase activity. Lineage: Eukaryota; Viridiplantae; Streptophyta; Magnoliopsida; Ranunculales; Papaveraceae. The record is from RefSeq and is a predicted model, not a curated record. The coding region runs from base 1 to 708 and encodes 235 amino acids. Gene Ontology annotation, biological process: response to oxidative stress.
AUGACAGUGUUAAAUAAUCUCCUUGUUCUGCUUUGUGUUUUUCUCUCAUUUGCUUCCAUUUCUAAUAACAACUUCUUCACUCAAGCUUGUUUUAGUACUAAUCAUGGUGAUGCUGCUCUCCAAAUCGGUGCUUACUACCAUACUUGCCCUGAUGUUGAACGUAUCAUUUACUCAAAGGUUGAGGAAGCUGUGAUGAACGAACCACAAAUGGCUGCUUCGCUUCUUCGUCUCCAUUUCCAUGAUUGUUUUGUUAAUAUUGUUGAUAUGUAUACAUGUUGGCUGCAGGGUUGCGAUGCUUCUGUGUUGUUAGAUGAUACAAGUACGUUUGCUGGAGAAAAGACUGCACUACCCAACUUGAAUUCUCUGAGAGGAUUUGAUGUGGUUGAUGCAAUAAAAUCUGAACUUGAAUCUGUGUGCCCGGAGACUGUUUCAUGUGCUGACAUUCUCGCAACUGCUGCACGAGACUCCGUUGUUCUGUCUGGUGGACCGGGAUGGGAUGUUCUGAUGGGUAGAAAGGACAGCUUGAGUGCUAGCAAAACAGAUGCAAAUAACAACAUUCCAGCUCCAAAUUCAGAUCUGAACACCCUCAUCACCAAAUUCCAGAAUGUUGGCCUCGACUACAAGGAUUAUCUGGAAAAUCCCCAGGAGGAUUUUCUAGUAUGGAGUGCAAUGUCAGGAUGCAGCAAAACACUUCCUCUUUUGGGUUAGAUUGAAUGUU